AUGUCCGCACAACGAUGGAUACACUGUGGGCUCUGCAGCAGACUGAUGGUAAACAAGGAAACAAAAUUCUACCAUCUAUCCUGCACGGAUAUACUGUGCCGGCCGUGCAUGGCGAAAACAAACCGUGGAACUAGCUGCCCCAUAUGCAACAGCUCCGUACGUCAGUUUACCGAGCUCGGUGAUGGUAUGGGCAGGCGGGAGAAGAUACUUUACCAUCCGUUACCGGUCAGCUUCUACCAGCUCGCCAGCCAAACACUCAUAUUCCAGCAGAAGCAUCGAUCGAAUCUCGUUCGGGCAAUACUGAAGGCACGCGCAUCGUUACGGCGUCUCGACGAGCUGGAAGCGCAGAUACGCCAGCGGGUUAUGGAAACACACACCCGGUACGAAAAUAUGCGCCGAUUACGUCGAACUUUGCAGGAAAGCAUGCGCAAAACAAUGGUUGCGGGUGAACGAAGAAACACGACAGCCGAUACCUUGUGUCCGGUAGCAAUGGGAACAGUUCCACAGCGCAGGAUGUCUACAUGUACACCGUCGCUGCAACCAGCAGUCGUAACUCCUGUGCAGUCUCAGCGCAGGUUUUCCAUUGAUUCGUUCUACCUGGUCGAUAGUGUGAAGAUGUCGCAGGCAAACAAUUCGAAUGAUUCCGGCAUCGGUGUAACACCUUCAUCGGAUGCUAGUUUUGUUGGGAGUGGCCGUUCCAUUUCAAGCAGCACCCCGACGACGAUAACUCCCAUUCCUGCCCCAUACACUGCCCAACGACGCAUGUCUGUUGGAGUCGGUGCUUUGCAAACGAACUUCACACCCUUCAAAGCACCCCGAAGAUACUCAACAGAUACGGUUAAUCAGUUAAUGGCGGGGAAAAGUUUUAACGGAAGUAGUAGUAUGUCCAAUACUGGAGGUACUGGAGGCACCUUAACCAGUUCCUUAUUCAUUGGACCUAAACCUUUUACAACCGUGAGUGAGUUUUAUUCCAACAAUAAAAAAUGA
This is a messenger RNA of Anopheles moucheti, 987 nucleotides long. RefSeq lists its product as uncharacterized. Gene Ontology annotation, biological process: protein sumoylation; reciprocal meiotic recombination; homologous chromosome pairing at meiosis. The transcript has a single exon. Lineage: Eukaryota; Metazoa; Arthropoda; Insecta; Diptera; Culicidae. Gene Ontology annotation, cellular component: synaptonemal complex. The coding region runs from base 1 to 987 and encodes 328 amino acids. Gene Ontology annotation, molecular function: SUMO transferase activity. The record is from RefSeq and is a predicted model, not a curated record.